GGUGCACUUGUUGUUUAUUACUUUUCUCUAUGCUUGUUGUUUUCAAAAUAAUAUUUCUCUGAAAAUAUGAAGGAACCAAAGCAGGCGGCGAUAGAAGAUUUAGCAGAUCUGCGCAAUUAUUUUUUAUCACACAACAGUUUUAGAGAAUAUAUAGCUCAUAGCUCUAAAGUGCAUUCAGUAGGUUGGUCUUGUGACGGCAAGAGGCUUGCUUCGGGUUCUUACGACAAGAAUGUAGCUAUAUUUACUUUAGAUAGACAUAGACUGAGUCAAGACUUCUUAUUUCGUGGCCAUACAGGCUCUGUGGACCAACUGUGUUGGCAUGCUUCACAUCCAGAUCUUCUCAGUACUGCAAGUGGGGACAAAUCUGUCAGAAUCUGGGAUACAAGAUCACACAAAUGUGCAGCUACAAUUGCCACAAAAGGGGAAAACAUUAAUAUAGCCUGGUCCCCUAAUGGAAGCACAAUUGCUGUGGGAAAUAAAGAGGAUUUAGUCUCAUUUAUAGACACGAAGACUUAUAAAGUAGUUACAGAAGAACAGUUCAAUUUUGAAGUUAAUGAAAUAUCAUGGAAUCUUUCUUCGGAUUUAUUUUACUUGACAAAUGGCUUGGGAUGUGUUCAUAUACUGACAUAUCCCACAUUAGAACUGCAAACGGUAUUGAAAGCUCACCCGGGCACCUGCAUCUGUAUAGAGCAUGACCCAACCGGGCGUUACUUCGCCACCGGAUCAGCUGACGCCUUAGUGUCUCUGUGGGAUGUCAACGAGCUUGCUUGCCUGAGGGUAUUCUCCAGGUUGGAAUGGCCGGUGCGAACACUUUCAUUCAGCUUCGACGGGCGUCUGCUGGCGUCAGCGAGCGAGGACCAUAUAAUAGACAUCGGAGAUACAGAAACAGGUGAGAAAGUUGCUGAGAUUCCCGUGCAGGCAUCGACUUUCACAGUAGCUUGGCACCCGUCCAGAUACUUGGUGGCGUACGCGUGCGAGGACAAAGAGCCACCGGAAAGAAAGCGAGACUCCGGCGGACUCAAACUGUGGGGCCUUCCGGGUUCCGCGAGCUGAAUACAGAC
Chilo suppressalis (striped riceborer) is the source of this 1061-nucleotide messenger RNA. NCBI's taxonomy places the organism in Eukaryota, Metazoa, Arthropoda, Insecta, Lepidoptera, Crambidae. The record is from the annotation of a GenBank genome assembly.